Messenger RNA from Lachnellula hyalina, 267 nucleotides. It is a transcript of the gene RPS29, whose product is annotated as 40S ribosomal protein. NCBI's taxonomy places the organism in Eukaryota, Fungi, Ascomycota, Leotiomycetes, Helotiales, Lachnaceae. The annotation marks the transcript as partial. Gene Ontology annotation, cellular component: cytosolic small ribosomal subunit; ribosome. The transcript has 2 exons. Gene Ontology annotation, molecular function: RNA binding; zinc ion binding; structural constituent of ribosome. Gene Ontology annotation, biological process: translation. The record is from RefSeq and is a predicted model, not a curated record.
AAGCACACCGAAUCUCCAGUCGAACCCGCCCGACGAGAUAACCUCAAAACCGCAAUCAUGUCCCACGAAUCCGUCUGGAACUCAAGACCCCGCACCUACGGAAAGGGCGCCCGUGCCUGCCGAGUAUGCACACACAAAGCUGGUUUGAUCCGCAAGUAUGGAUUGAACAUCUGCCGACAAUGCUUCAGAGAGAAGGCCUCGGACAUUGGAUUUGUCAAGGUAUGCGAUGGGCACACAGACUCGAGCUAUGACGGCAGUGAAUUCUAA